AUGGCCACCGUUAGCUGCUCGCCAAGUUUGGCUGACAUUCGUGCUCUUCAAGCGGACAAUCUGGACCGUCUUCGUGACUCUCUUCAACAAAUCAACAUUCGUGAUGUUGUCCCACUGCUUGUGGCCAGAAAUGUGCUCAGAUCGUAUGAGAUGGGAGCUCUUUAUGCUAAGAUGGACACAGUAGUGGUGUUAGCACUAGUUGUGCUAACCUCCGUCUUCAUUUUAUCACUGCUCAUCCUUGUGAUCACAUGCCAACGUAGACGGAAAUCCCGCCGUUCGAAGUCAAAGAUACUAAUACCAUUCGAAAAGCCACCAAAUCGAUUCUCACGAAACGCUGUCGCCGUUGAUAGCGUCGAUGAAAUCGAAACAAUGGAACAUCUCGGGGAACUUCUUGAAGAGCUGCUCGAUAAGAAUCCAUGGUUAUACGAAGCCCGUGGUAUCAUGCAACACGUAGUGGCAAUCCUCACAAUCACAAAGACCAUUACCGAGAAACUCUCUGAUGUUCAACUGCCAACAACGCCUUCACCGUUCCAUGAUGCUAUCAACAUGGCUAUGCGUAACAUCUAUCCACGUUUUGACGAUCUUGUGGAAAGCAUUUCGGCUCAGCCAAUCGAUAUGCGACUUCUGGAAGCGAGAGCUCUUUCGUUAGGAACCGUUUGUUGGUCGUUGUAUCUGCCAUACACCCUUCUGGAUGCCCAGAACAAAGCUCUUAUCCAGACGCCAUUGAAUGAGAUGAACGCUCAUCUGGUGACAAUCAGAACGGCUGCUCAUCUUGUUGCCAUGGCUGAUAAGGGUGCUGAAGAUAAGCUCGACAUCGUUGAUCUUAAAGAUCAUCUGAUGCGAAUGCGCAGACAGAUUCGUGGGGAUAUGCUGCUCGAAGAUGAAGAUGACUACGAAACCGAGGACGAUUUGCACAAUGAUAUCGCAAAUAUGGCAGACCACGAUGACGAAGAAGAAGAACACCAUGAUCCAGACGGAUUGGUGGACAAAACCAUUUUGGGAAGUCUCCACGAUCAUGAAAAAAUGCCUUUGGUGGAAUCAGAGGCAAUAAUUGAUAUGAUCGAGUUGAGAAGAGUCCCAGAACAACUACAAAAAAGCAAUGGUGUUCCGGAUGGAAAUCACAAACACACUCCUAUUCAUCAUAUGCAUCAUCAUCAUCAUCACCAUCCACAUCACAUGACAAAUGGAUCACUGAAUACCGUUGAAGAGAUCAAUGAGGAUGAUCAUCACGGAGAAGGAACGUCGACGUCAUGCUCAUCCUCAUCCACAUCGUCAGCGUCUUCAACUUCCGCCCACCCAAUCGAUCCAAAAUCCUGA
Caenorhabditis briggsae is the source of this 1317-nucleotide messenger RNA. The transcript is spliced from 6 exons. Bases 1 to 1317 code for a protein of 438 amino acids. Gene Ontology annotation, cellular component: endoplasmic reticulum. NCBI's taxonomy places the organism in Eukaryota, Metazoa, Nematoda, Chromadorea, Rhabditida, Rhabditidae. The record is from RefSeq and is a predicted model, not a curated record.